AUGGCGGCAUUCUCUUACGACAAGCUCAGGAGCGAGGAUGGCGAGUUCCGACUCGUGCGUUUCAGCGAUUCGGCGGCGUCUCCCGAUGUAAUCGAGCUGAUCUUGGAGCGGGCAUCACUCCACAACCCGCCCUCCUACUCGGCUCUCUCCUACCUCUGGGGGGAACCCACCAAGACGGAGACCAUCCACGUCAACGGCUUGCCGUUGCCCAUCACCCACAACCUGCACCAGGCCCUUCAGCAUCUGCGCGCAGGAGAAGGCACACGGGAAUGGCUCUGGAUCGACGCCGUCUGCAUCAACCAGGACGAUGACGAGGAACGGUCCUGGCACGUCCCCCAGAUGGGCACCAUUUUCAGCCGAGCGUCCCUGGUGUACAUAUGGCUGGGGCCGGACAGCGACGACAGCGACCUGGUCAUGCGGUUGGCCCAGCGCAUUGGCCCAGACGCACACGAAGCCGGCGUUGCUGAUCUCUGGUUCUGCUGGCCACCAUUCAAGCUCCCCCGAAAAAAGCUGGAAAAUGAGGAAAGGGCGAAUUCUUUCCUGGCUCGAGCGCUCGGCGACGAAGAGCUGCGAUCUCCCAGGCUUCUCGCUGCUGUUGAACCACUGCUGAGCCGAGCGAACUGGUGUCGCGCCUGGAUUGUGCAGGAAAUUGCGCUCGCACGAGACGGGCUCGUGUGCUGCGGCACCGAGCGCGUGUCUCUCAACGCUUUCGACGCCACCUUGUCGACCAUCUUCUUCUGUAAGAAUGGUGUCUUCGCGCUCCAGCACCCCCGAUGGCGCGACUUCGGGUCCGGCUUGAGAAAUAAUAACAUCUUCCGUGUGCGCGGCCUCAUCGCCCGUCGCCAGCGGAGACGGGGCCACAAGGCUGGUCUACUAGAGUUCCUCAUGUCCGACUUUGCAUCGGCGAAUCGUCGACCGUUCUACGUGGCUUCCGAUCCACGAGACAUCAUCUUCGGGCUUCUCGGCGUUGCCGCUGACACAGAGCUCCUCGGCCUGCGUCCCGACUACACCCAGACCACAGCAGAGGUCUACGCAGCCGUCACGAGGGCCAUAUUGGAGCGCUGCCCCGACUACUCGUUGGACUACUGCACCUUUCCCAAAGACAUCCAGGACCUGCCGUCCUGGGUACCCGACUGGCAGCGGAUUGGCCGGUAUGGGCUGGCGGACGGGUAUAGAUACCCGCUAAGCUACUCCUGCCGGUUCACGGGCUCCGGAGAUCGGGUCCAGCCGUCGCCGCCGCCACCAGCCUCGUUUCCGGGUACCGUUGAUGGCAUCCCGUCGUGGCGUGUACUGCGGCAACGCGGAUGCUUGGUCGACGUUGUGGCGGCUGUGUUCCAAGUCCGGGAAAGAAGACAUGGCUGUGCUUUACCACUCUCGCAUGCCCUUGACACGAAAUGGAAGCUUAGAGCCCGUGUUCUCAACUCAAUUCUCGAAUUCGCCACCUCAGGACAUCUCGCGCUCGACGGUGGCACCCCGGUAGAAACCGCGCUUUGGCGCACUCUCGUGGCCGACCAGCUCCAGGGCGAAAGAUGCACGGCCGAGUACGACGCCCUCGCCGGCCGGAUAUUCCGUCUGCAGAAGAUCCCUGUCGAGACUCUCACAAAAACACAACUAGCUUUCCUGUUUCCCCGCGGAUAUUUCGGCGAUGACAAAUUUAGAUCCGCGAGCCAGGCCAACGUGGACGAAGCUUCGGAGCGUGUGCUGAUCCAGGCUUCGGUCAAAUGUCGCAGGCGGACGUUGUUCGCGACAGCAGGAGGCAAGCCUGGGCUAGGGCCCGAGAGCAUGCAGACGGGUGACGUGGUGGCCAUCUUGCUGGGCACGGCGGUGCCGAUAGUAUUGCGGCCGGUGGGAAACCACUUCACGUAUGUGGGUGAGGCGUAUGUGCACGGAAUCAUGUACGGGGAAUUCAUGAGGGGAGAUCCGCCCGAGCAAGAUUUCGAUAUUGCCUGA
This is a messenger RNA of Thermothielavioides terrestris NRRL 8126, 1950 nucleotides long. RefSeq lists its product as uncharacterized. The transcript has a single exon. The record is from RefSeq and is a predicted model, not a curated record. Bases 1 to 1950 code for a protein of 649 amino acids. NCBI's taxonomy places the organism in Eukaryota, Fungi, Ascomycota, Sordariomycetes, Sordariales, Chaetomiaceae.